UCAACUAAGCAAUGUGUAUCAUCAAGAAAACAUAACCUUAUAAUUAGUAAAACGUUGUUUUACGUGCGAUACAUACUGUUAAAAGUUUUAUUAUUAAGCAGUUUCAUUGUUUUAACUAAAACUAUUUUAAUACAAGAAUAAAUAAUUAAUAUUUAAAAAAUGGUAGGGCAUGAAAAAAAAACACGUAGAAGCAGAUCAAGAGAACGAGAACGUGAUAGAGAUCGAGACCGUGAGCGUGAUCGUGAACGUCGUCGACGUUCUCGAAGCCGAUCAAAAGAUCGAAUAAAAAAAGAACGAAAACGUUCAAGAUCUCGUGAAAGAGACAGAUCAAGAGAACGAGAUCGAGAACGUCCAAGAUCACGCGAAAGACGUGAUGCCAAAGAUAAACCUCAAGAAAAAGCUCGAAAACCUAGUCCAAUAUUCAACAUUGAUGAAGAAAAUGCUAAAAAAGAAAGUAUCAAGGCUUCAUCUUCAACAACAGAAGUCAAGAAAGAUGAAGAAGAAGUGGAAGAAAAACCAAAAGAAAUUAUUAAAAGGGAGCCUUUGAGUUUAGAAGAACUUUUAGCAAAGAAAAAAGCUGAAGAAGAAGCUCGAGCGAAGCCAAAAUUUCUCACUAAAGAGGAACGAGCAGCUCUAGCUCUACAAAAACGUCAAGAAGAAGUUGAAGCUAUGAAAAAGCAACAAGAAGAAGCUAAAAAAUUAGUUAUUAAUCAGAAAGACCGGGAAUGGGAUGAUCGUGAUCGUCGACGAGAAGGCCAGAGACUUAGAGAAGAAGAAGUUAAAGAUAAAGAUAAAGAAAAAGAAGUAGAAGCUAUCAAAGAACGAUAUCUAGGACUUGUUAAGAAGAAACGUCGAGUACGACGUCUAAAUGAUAGAAAAUUCGUAUUUGAUUGGGAUACCUCUGAAGAUACUUCAGUAGAUUAUAAUAAUAUUUAUAAAGAGCGUCAUCAAGUACAAUUUUUUGGUCGAGGAAACUUAGCAGGAAUUGACAUUAAAGCUCAAAAAAGAGAUCAAAGUAAAUUUUAUGGAGAAUUGUUGGAAAAAAGACGUACGGAAGCUGAGAAAGAACAGGAAAAAAUGAGACUUAAGAAAGUAAAGAGAAAAGAAGAAAAACAAAAAUGGGAUGAUAGACAUUGGUCAGAAAAAGCUCUAAAUGAAAUGACUGAAAGAGAUUGGCGAAUAUUCAGAGAAGAUUAUAAUAUUACUAUUAAAGGUGGUAGAAUUCCAGACCCUAUAAGAUCAUGGAAAGAAUCAGGGUUUCCUAAAGAAAUUCUUGACAUCAUAGACAAGGUCGGUUAUAAAGAUCUUACUCCUAUUCAACGUCAAGCUAUUCCAAUAGGUUUACAAAAUCGAGAUAUAAUUGGUGUAGCUGAAACUGGUUCUGGUAAAACUCUGGCAUUUUUGAUUCCCCUUCUGCUGUGGAUUACGAGUUUACCAAAGAUUGAAAGGUUAGAAGAAGCUGAUCAAGGUCCAUACAGUAUAAUAUUAGCUCCCACUCGUGAGUUGGCUCAGCAAAUUGAAGAAGAAACUAAUAAAUUUGGACAACCUUUGGGAAUUAGGACUGUUGUCGUUGUCGGAGGAUUAUCAAGAGAGGAACAAGGAUUCAGACUUCGGAUGGGUUGUGAGAUUGUUAUUGCCACUCCAGGACGAUUAAUUGACGUGUUAGAGAAUAGAUAUCUAGUCCUGAAUCAAUGUACCUAUAUUGUAUUGGAUGAAGCUGACAGAAUGAUCGAUAUGGGUUUUGAACCAGAUGUCCAAAAAAUUCUUGAAUAUAUGCCGGUUACUAAUUUAAAACCUGAUAAUGAGGAUGCAGAGAAUGAAGAAAAAUUAUUGGCCAAUUAUAAUACAAAGAAGAAGUAUAGACAAACUGUGAUGUUUACUGCUACUAUGCCAGCAGCUGUAGAAAGAUUAGCAAGAACUUACUUAAGAAGACCUGCUAUGGUUUAUAUUGGCAGUGUUGGUAAACCAACGGAACGAACUGAACAAAUUGUUCACAUUAUGGGAGAAGCUGAUAAAAGGAGAAAACUUAUGGAAAUUCUUAGUAGAGGAGUUGAACCUCCUAUUAUUAUAUUUGUUAAUCAAAAGAAAGGAGCUGAUGUUCUCGCUAGAGGACUUGAGAAACUUGGAUAUAAUGCUUGUACUCUUCACGGUGGCAAAGGACAAGAACAACGAGAAUAUGCAUUAGCAUCACUUAAAAGUGGAAGUAAAGAUAUUUUGGUUGCUACCGAUGUUGCUGGUCGUGGUAUAGACAUCAAGGAUGUGUCUAUGGUUAUUAAUUAUGAUAUGGCAAAAACUAUCGAAGAUUACACUCAUCGUAUUGGAAGAACGGGCCGAGCUGGAAAAGCAGGUUUAGCCAUUUCCUUCUGCACGAAGGAUGAUAGUCACUUGUUCUAUGACCUUAAACAAACUAUUUUAGCAAGUCCAAUAUCAACUUGCCCACCGGAAUUAUUAAAUCAUCCAGAAGCUCAACACAAGCCUGGAACUGUAGUGACCAAAAAACGACGCGAAGAGAAAAUAUUUGCUUAAAGUUAUUACAAUGUGAAAAAUAGUGAUGAAUAAUGAAUUGGGGAUAUACACCUUAUCUUCAGUUCGUGUCCAAUAGUGAAGUACAACAGGUUGCCAAUUAACAUCAGGUUUAAAUGUUUGUUUUUCAUCUGGCUUCCAGAGAGCAGAUGCAAGAAUC
This is a messenger RNA of Chelonus insularis, 2683 nucleotides long. RefSeq names its product probable ATP-dependent RNA helicase DDX23. Gene Ontology annotation, biological process: mRNA splicing, via spliceosome. Gene Ontology annotation, cellular component: catalytic step 2 spliceosome. NCBI's taxonomy places the organism in Eukaryota, Metazoa, Arthropoda, Insecta, Hymenoptera, Braconidae. The record is from RefSeq and is a predicted model, not a curated record. Bases 160 to 2526 code for a protein of 788 amino acids. Gene Ontology annotation, molecular function: RNA helicase activity; RNA binding; ATP binding. The transcript has 5 exons.